GAGUAGAGUACUGGACAAUUAAUCAAAUUAUAAUGUGUAAUUAAAGUGUAGCCAUUGAAUGUACCAUCCCCCUCUACACCUCUCCUAUGGUAACUUCUUCCAUACCGACAGAACAAGAUUGGCAGAGUCCAGCCAGUCUUCCUGCAUAUGACUCACUCCCGCAUCGUCAUUAUGACUUCAACUCGAUCAUGUCUAACGCAAAGUCCACUGCUGAGACUGGAACCGAUUUCUAUGACCGCGGUCUGACAACUCGCAAAUAUGCUCUUGCUGGAGUGGCAUGCUCCAGUAUCGUCAGCUGCUGUUGCAUCACUGCAGGCACUGUCGUUAUGUCCACUUGUGGAAUUUCGGGUGGGGUUUGGCUGGCAGGAAAUGCCACCGCCGUCCCUUCCUAUCUGCAGUCAGAGAUGUUGGUCCUGACACUAAACUUAAUCAUCACAUUAUGUACGGAGUCCAUAGGCUUCAUACACAGCAUCUCGUUACGCUCUGCACUAGCCUCUGAGUCCCGACUCAGUUUCAACACUAAUCUGCGCCUGAUGACCGCAGCUCGUGGAUGGCGCGACCCUAACGGCACCCUCCUUAAUGCUCUCAUGGCCGUCCUCCUCAUUAUAUCCUACGGCUCAGCCACACUCGCCGCAUCUUUGUUUAGCAUCAUAGGGUUUCCUUUCCUCAUUUUGGGGAUCGCACUUUUUCUUCAGGUGGCGAUCGCAUUGGCAGGGAUGCGAUCUGUCAAAACAUUGACGUGGAGCUACUCACCUUUCGAUGUCACCGCUGCUCUGGUUCACCACACGCAAUUGACACCAUCUUCUUUCCGGUGCAUGCGUGGCGUGUCCGAGUCCGACCGGGACAUCAUCGGAGGUCCAGCAAAGCCGUCGGAGGUGCAGCCCUCGGCGUGGCAUGCUCACUCCAGCAUCCGGAAAGUUGUGGUUUUUCUUUGGGGGCUCGUUUUAGCAUGCGCUGGAUGGGCCGUACUCAUCGUGUACAAACACAACCAGGACGAACCCUGGAAAUCGUGGUCAUUGCUCCCUGAUUCUUCUUAUGACCUUUACUACUUUUUGGGCGUUCAAGCUCAAUUCGCCGAUAUCAAAGCCAUCAGUGUUCAGACGUGGAUUCUGGCCUUUGUCAACAUCGCAGCUGUGCAAGGACCAUUGACAAUUGGCCUACACUGCUCCGAGCUCAUCGCAAAUGUCAUUCAAAAUGAAAGGCAAUGGAGAUGUGCUACAACAAGGAAUGGACUCCGCACAGUGACAAACCCGCUGAAGGCCUUUCUCGCCAAUCCCCUCGGUCUUUUCCUUUUCGUCCUGAAACAUGUGCUACACUGGAUGUUUGGGCUGUCAUUCUCGUUCGCUCCUGGUGGGAUGACCCAUGGCAACAAAAUAGUAAUUGUGCAAUACACUGCAAUAAUGAAUGUAUACCAGAUUAUGAACUUAUGUAUAGCGCUGUGUAUAUUUGCCUGUGUCUUCACUCUCCUUGCACUGCGCCGACCAUGCGGCCCCCAGCCAGCUACAUACGGGCACCUCCAGACGCUCGCCAACCUCGUGGAUGAGUGGUCGCCUGUGAUGUGGUGGGGUCACAAAGAGGACGGAAUCCCAUAUUGUCACGCGGGGACGAGCAGUCAUCUGCUGCCGGAUGUAGAGAUGGACUGUGUGUAUGCUGGUUCUGGCGUUGUGUCCCAUUCACCCAACCAGGGAGAAGCACCCGUGCUUGAAAAGCCACACCAUCGAACGAGACAUUCAUGCCGUCUGCCGCAUAGGUAGCUCUGCAGUGUGUCAUAAUAUUGGGCACACAGUACCCUUUCCAGCUGUUAUGAUUUUUGCCUCGACUAUUAUACUUGGGACUGAUCUACAUACUCGGUUGAUAGUCAAUGUUUUCGGAUACCAUGCCUCAGAUGUUUCCAAUUUUGUAGAAAUGCUGCUUCUGUUCAGAG
This is a messenger RNA of Suillus paluster, 1924 nucleotides long. RefSeq lists its product as uncharacterized. Lineage: Eukaryota; Fungi; Basidiomycota; Agaricomycetes; Boletales; Suillaceae. The transcript has 6 exons. Bases 87 to 1754 code for a protein of 555 amino acids. The record is from RefSeq and is a predicted model, not a curated record.